Paramuricea clavata is the source of this 1393-nucleotide messenger RNA. The record is from the annotation of a GenBank genome assembly. Lineage: Eukaryota; Metazoa; Cnidaria; Anthozoa; Malacalcyonacea; Plexauridae.
UUGACAGAUUGAACGCGCGUUGAUUUGCGCACGCAAUAACGCAACACUACAUCGUUCAUAACAUCUGCGCUUAUAACCCGGGCAGAACUUCAAGACUUUUUAGAUCGAAGUACCAGUACUGAUCAACCGCAACGAAACAGCGAAGAUGAAGCUAAACGUUCUUUUGGGUUUCGUCGCGUUGUAUAUUUGUCACUGCCAAGCGCGCGUCCAGUUGCGUCUAACUGACGGUAAACAUAAAUACGAAGGUCGUGUUGAAGCGUUUGUCAACAGCCAAUGGGGACCGAUUUCAGCCCGCGGUUGGAAUAAAAAAGCAGCGCAGGUCGUCUGUAGACAACUGGGGUUUGGCGGCAAAGUUAUACGUUACACCAAGGGGUAAGUCUUGGUAAAAUACGAUAAAUAAAAAUAUAUACAUACCUGUUAGUUACGCCAUGUUAAUAUUGUUUUUGAUACAAGUGUGUAAGGUAAUACUUUCAUGAUGAGUUUAAAAUUGACACAUGACAAGUUUAUUGAAAACUUCAAGUAUCUUGCUAUACGGCUAUACCGUUUCUCGCCCCCCCCCCCUCCCCCUCCCCCAGCGGCGCUAGGCAGGCUAUGUGCUCACGCCAAUACAUUGUUUCACCAUGGGGAAUUAUUAAUAUCGUAGGGGAAUUCUGAAAUCAGAGGGUGUUAUCUAGGUGGAGGAAACAGCUCUUUUGAUUGGGCAGAUUAAUGUUAAAAUCUUUUGCAAUAUUGAUGGUUAUUUUGGGACAUUCCGGCGUAAGGAAGGAAAGGCGUAUGUCCUUCCUGAAUAUGUGUUUUAGAUUUCUAAAAUUAUUUUCUCAAUAAAAUAACUUAAUACUAAAGUGUAUUUUUACAACAGUAAGUGAGUCACCCAAAGGAAAACGUAUCAGUGUUAACUGGAUUGACAAAGAAUUGUCAAUAUUUUUGAGCAUGUCAUUUUGUAUAUUCAUAUAUCAAAAUUUUAUCAGUUUUCUAAGUGUUGACAAGCUUUGUGUGUUUAUAAUCAUUUCUUUUUAAGAGUAACCUAUGGUCACCCCAAGGGUCCGAGACCAGUAUGGCUUGAGGCGAUAAACUGUAAUGGAACGGAGAAUCACAUAGAUGACUGUAACCAUAGUGGAUGGGUGAAGUCAAAACGGAGAUUAAAUUUUUUUGAUUUAGCUGGUGUCAUGUGUUAUACUGCAGAAGGCCGUGUUCUUUUCCCACCAGUUGCCUCAGCCUGGGGUGAUAUUAAUGUAGGUAUUAACUUCACAAUUUGUGGAGGAGAAAAAUUGAAAUGAAAUCCCACAAUUCUGUUUGUGCGGGGUAUCAAGUGCACGAAUAGACAUUGCACAAAAUGAAAAGGACAAAAAACAUCGUUUUCUCACGCUGAAUACACCGGUUUCAUACACUUUCC